UCGUCUGGUGUCACCAGACCGCUGUGAGCAUAUUGGGGGGAUUUGCGGUGUUUGCGGACACGGAACGAACGGAUUUUUGGGAACGCAUCCCCAUCGCUCGGCACUGCGCGCCCCAACCACACACCGCCCACCCGUCCCCCGCCACACAUUCCAGGGCCAUCCAAAGGAGCUAACGGAUGUCGUGUGUAACACCAGCGCGUGUCGAUGCAGCGAGGGGGCCCAAAACAGUGCCCCCUAGUGCGUUCUUUUGAGGCAUGUCGUAAUGGCAAGGGAGGAGUCUCGUGGCAAGAGGCCUUUAAAAAUCUGGGACAGUUGGCGCAAUGUCCGUAAAGGUCUCGUAGUAGGUAGCUUCGAGGAGCUAAUAGUUAGAGGAAAAGAUAAAUUAGGAGUGCCAGCCUCCGAACCCGUGCGACUGGUGUUGGAAUGCGACGGCACGCAGGUCGAGGAUGGCGAAUACUUCAGGACGUUAGCGAACAAUACGGUACUGCUCCUAUUGCGACAAGGUGAACGCUGGUACCCGACGGGUGUCGAUGUAAUAAAGGCUGCGAUAUCAGCAAUACCAAAGAUCGUUUGCGAAACUAUACAUGCAUUGGAGCUGCAGGAUGAAACACCCUCCUGGAAGAUUAUGGAUAACAAGGGUCGAGUCACAGUUGUGUUGCAUUGGGAUCAACGGCAGGGCGGUGGUCAAGGUGGUGGUGGCGGCAGCAGCAGCAGCGGUGGUCCCGGUUCCGGUGUCGGUUUAAGCAACGGUCCGACGUCGGACAAAUUUUCGCCGUCGAAGAAAAGCCUCUCGACGCAAAACUCGAUCGACAAAUCGUCCGUGUCGAGCCAACCGCGCUUCCCCAGCCCCCAGAUCACCGUGAUCAACCACGAUGAUCCACAGUCGCAGAUGUACCAUUCCGCCCGCCGGCUCUCGAAGCAGGGCGGCUCGUUCGACAGUGCGGUCGGGGCGGUGCACGUCCACACGCCGGAGUGUGCGCACCAUGCGCAUAUGCCCACGCGCGCCGGCAGCCCCGGUGCGACCGAGUGUGACUUUCACUGCUGCGCACUGCACGAGGAGGGCCGAAAGAUUGCGGUGCACAAGAACGUCGCGACCUCGCCGAUACAGGACGGGUCGGCGAGCCCGCAACCGCCACCGAGCAGCCUGUCGGACAGCCGGCGCACGUCCACGACCAAGGGCCACGUGCGGUUCCUGGACAUCGGACCGGAGCGGGACAGUUCCGAGAGCGAAACGGAGAACACCGUCAUGGAGGACGAAACCGUAACGUCCGAGAAGUUUCUGCUGCUGAUCGACCAGCUGUCGGUCGAUCAGAAGCGCCACCUCAGCAUCAAGGACAUCGGCAUCAUACUGGAGCGGCUGAGCUCCAAGAUACUGGACGUGGAGCGGUUGGACCGCGAGAGCGAGUCGGACGAUUGCUACAACUGGACGAUCAAGGCAACGAUACGUGGCGAUGCGCUGCGCGAGCUAGGUGUUAUUUAUAAUGGAAACUAUUACGCAAUAUCAGAGCAUCCGGGCUACAAGGAGGAGAACGAGGAGAACGGCGAGGAUGCGGAGGAGGAGGACGAGGAUAGAUUAUAAACAGAGCAAAACACACAUACGCGAAUUGCAUUUCGGCGAGAGGUUUUUUUCACUUUCUUUUUACGUUUUCCGUUUGGUUUUUGGCAGCACGAUGCGCUAAAGAAGUUAGAAUAAUCCAGUUCCCCUCUCGCCACCGAACCCGAGACGCGUUUCGGGCGAGAUGUUUUGGAGGGUAGGGGAGAGAGCUGCAGCUCGCCGAGCCGAGCUACGCAACGGUGUUUAGUGAUUAUCUUUGUAUUUAGGGCUCCACCGUCUCGUGGCGGUACAUAUAGUAGCAGACGUUCGUACCACGUCACCUCACACGCGCGCGUUCACUCAUAUUGGGGAGGCUCCCGAACCGGGGGUGGGACGAUUUGUUUUGGAGCACCAGUCAAGCGGAACCGGAAACACUAGUAUUUAUCUCUCUGUGUGUGCGUGUGUGUGUGUGUGUAUGUGUGUGUGUGCCGGAGAGUUUUUUGUAAACCUUUGGGAGAGAGAGAGAGCAAUCCACAGUGACAGACAUGACUCAUGAACACACUCUUCCUCAUAAACAAACAAACCAACACGUAGAGCAAAACCAGAGCACAUCCAACUACUACUGUGUAGCAUUUUGUAUGGCGUACGGAUUCCUUUUAUGCGGUGAUCGGUCACAUCCCGAUCGGUUUUGUCGGUUUGCCGGGUGCGAAAGGGUGCCACAGGAAACAAAAAAACUAGGAAACUAAACCCCCUCCGACUCAGAACAAAUGUCACUCCACGCUACAACGGGGGUUCAAAUGGCACAAGUAAACAGAGGACGAAGAGGCAAAAACAGAAACAAAACUUACGAAUUGCAUAACGUGCACCAGUUAUCCACCAAGUGCAGUUCGCAACCGGAUGCCCAAAUAGGAGCAUCACAACAGGAAAAGAAGAAGAACAGAAUAAAACAAUUGGUUACACUAGUUCAAACAAAACAACAACAAAAGAAAACAAAUAAAAUAAACACUAAUACACAGAACAAAUGGGAAAAACACAAACAAACAAUGGGCCUGCUGCAGCGCCAGAGUGAGAACUCGUUAGUAUAAAAUAAAAAUUUAAAACAAGCAAACAGCAAAAAAAACGAUUAAAACCCUAACCGUAAAGAAACCAAUCCACACCAUAAACGAAGCACUGCACGCCAUAAUUGCCCCACAAAUGUAAGGCAUCUGCUGCAACAGCAGCAGCAGCAAACAACAAAAACACCCCUCCCUUAAAACGUAGAAAACCCUUAACGAAAAAGCAAGUAAAGCAGGCGUGGGGGAAGGGCCGAGAAGUUUUUAAAGAAACACGCUGCCAGUUUACGAAAGUAAAUCAAUAAACUGAACAAUAGUGAAACGAACGAAUAUGUGUAUGUGUAAACAAAAAUAAAAGAAAGAGAAAGAGAGAGAGAGAAAAAAAACAA
Molecule: messenger RNA, 2975 nt
Organism: Anopheles moucheti
Lineage: Eukaryota; Metazoa; Arthropoda; Insecta; Diptera; Culicidae
Gene: Drep2
Exons: 4
Coding region: 263-1579 (438 amino acids)
Biological process (GO): apoptotic process; regulation of apoptotic process
Source: RefSeq, a predicted model, not a curated record